Messenger RNA from Microstroma glucosiphilum, 1368 nucleotides. RefSeq lists its product as hypothetical. NCBI's taxonomy places the organism in Eukaryota, Fungi, Basidiomycota, Exobasidiomycetes, Microstromatales, Microstromataceae. The record is from RefSeq and is a predicted model, not a curated record. Bases 126 to 914 code for a protein of 262 amino acids. The transcript has a single exon.
GUCCGCAUCGCACUCAGGCUCAUCCUGAAUCAUCCUUCCUUGCCUUGUACCCGAAGAGAUCCCCAUUCAUACUUAUAUAGAUCACAUUAUACCCUCACAAUCCCCUCCCCCACUCACACGCAAGUAUGACCUCUCACCAACCUCAAGCUCAAGCAGGGAGCACUACAUCCCCUCUAAGCGCAGAGGAUCUAGCGCAAUUCGAGUCGCUCAGCUUCGGCACCGACACCGGCACCGGCAAUGGCAGUGCUCGGGAUCAAAUGACGACUGAGCAGCAGCAGCAGCAGCAGCAGCGACAGUCGUUGAAUUAUCAACCGCCAGCCGGAUCACCGCCUUUGGUUGCCAAGGCUGAGGAAGGGCAGGGACAGUCACAGCAGCAAUAUCAGCAGCAGCAACAAUAUGAGCAGCAAUAUCAGCAGGCCUAUGCUCAGUCACAGCCACUUUACGCACAGCCACCACCACAGCCGCAGGGGAUGCGCAAUCCCUCUACAUUCACCACUCACGGUGAUGCUAAUCCUGAAGCGCCUCAUAAUCCUUAUAACCCCUUUCUGAGCGGUAUGGCAGGGACAGCGCAACCGACAGGUCAAUCCCAGAAUCCAAGCAUGCAGCAGCAGGACUUCACUGCGAACAUGCCAUCCACCAAUCCUUUCGCCAACCCACAGUCCACCUAUGCUGCGCCAGCCACAGCGCCGUAUAACCCUCCUCCCACUCAGCCGCCUACAGCUUUCCCCAUGGUCGAGGAACAUCAGGCGUCUGCCGUUCCCAUGGGAGGAGGAGGAGGAGUGCAGGGUGGGAAUAGCACUGCCCCUGCUCCAGUGCCAAGGCAGGAGGACAAGGCGUGGCCUACAAAGGACGUCAUCUUCCGUGGAGUGGAUCGGAAGAUUGUCAUGCAGGUGAGUAGAAUCGACACAGUGUGAGUGAAGCGAUCAUUUGACCACCAUCCCCUUCCCUCUCUGCCGGCCAUUCCUUGCAGGACGAGAACGGCCCUUGCUCCCUCAUUGCCAUUGCCAACAUCCUUCUUCUCCGCGGCGAUCUCGAGCUGCAACCACCAGACCGUCCCUUGGUGAACUACGACUACCUCUCAUCGCUUAUUGCCGAGUACCUCCUCACCCGCCCAGGGGACGCCUCUCUAGAGCAAGCCCUCAGUCUUCUCCCCCAGACGCAGUACGGUCUGAAUCUCAACCCGGGCUUCAUCUCGAACGAGACCUUCUACUCCUCCUCUUCCUCCCCCUCCGAGGUCGGGGCCGGUGGCGGAAGCGCUGGCAGGCCAGGCCAGCUAGCCCUCUUCGACCUCCUCGGUAUCAAGCUCUACCAUGGGUUUCUUCCCGAUCAAAGUUCAGACCGUGAAAGCACAUACGACAUGCUCAUCUC